Molecule: messenger RNA, 881 nt
Organism: Trifolium pratense (red clover)
Lineage: Eukaryota; Viridiplantae; Streptophyta; Magnoliopsida; Fabales; Fabaceae
Exons: 3
Coding region: 91-663 (190 amino acids)
Biological process (GO): thylakoid membrane organization
Cellular component (GO): chloroplast thylakoid membrane
Source: RefSeq, a predicted model, not a curated record
UACAUAUUGUGUGGGAUUCACAGCAAAACAAUCAUAGACACAACACAACAAAAAUUGUGGGCGUGGCUGUGUGCAUUUUUGGAAGAGAAAAUGAACACUAACCUCUCCCCUUCACCAUCUCCAACAACCUUUGCUUCUCCAAGGUUUUCCAAAAUCUAUUCUUCAUUUUCCAAAAUCCUUGUUCCUUCUUCUUCCAAACCCAUAUCCAUUCAACUUCCCAGCACCAGCAGCAAAAGGGGUUUUCAGACCACUGGAAUUCGCUGCAACAAUAGCUUCUUCCCUGGUGGUGAUGGUGAUAGCAGCAGUAAAAAUGUACUGGAUGCAUUUUUCUUGGGAAAAGCUCUUGCCGAAACUCUAAAUGAGCGAAUUGAGUCUACAGUUGGUGAGCUCUUAAGUACAGUUGGAAGACUGCAAGCUGAACAACAAAGACAAGUGCAGGAAUUUCAGGAAGAAGUGUUGGAUAAAGCCAAAAAAGCAAAGGAAAAAGCAGCACGUGAAGCUACGGAGGCACAGCCACAGGGUCUGGUGUCCAACUCUACAGCUGAUAUAGUAGUCGACGAUUCAGGAACUUCAUAUUCUUCAACUGAUCCAGUUACUACGGUACAGUCUACUGAUGCAUCUGAAACAGACACUGAUCCCACCAUAGGGGAGAUCCCACUUUAAGUUCAUAAGUGAUAUACUAUGCUUCACCUUUCUAUAUAUUUUUGCUAAACAUGCUUAGUGCCUUGUGUUUACGGAUCUAAGUUAUCGAGUUCAAUACACAUGCCGAUAAAUGAGUUCAAAUUCUCAAACGGAUUAUCUUUACUUCUUCGUUUGGCAUGUAUAUAUAAGUAUUGUUACAGAACUUCGAGCUUCAACAUGUUUCUUACAGUAUUCAAUAA